Molecule: messenger RNA, 768 nt
Organism: Trematosphaeria pertusa
Lineage: Eukaryota; Fungi; Ascomycota; Dothideomycetes; Pleosporales; Trematosphaeriaceae
Product: thioredoxin-like protein
Exons: 3
Coding region: 12-680 (222 amino acids)
Biological process (GO): cellular response to oxidative stress; cellular oxidant detoxification; cell redox homeostasis
Cellular component (GO): mitochondrion; cytosol
Molecular function (GO): thioredoxin peroxidase activity
Source: RefSeq, a predicted model, not a curated record
CAAGCACGAUAAUGGCUUCAAUUCUCCCCCGCCUUCGUCUGGGCUCGAUCGCUCCGAACUUCCAGGCAAAGACCACCCAUGGCGACAUCGACUUCCACAAAUGGCUAAAUGGAUCGUGGGCUAUCCUCUUCUCACAUCCUGCCGACUUCACGCCGGUUUGCACGACGGAGCUCGGCGCGUUCGCGAAGCUCAAGGAUGAAUUCGACAAGCGCGGAGUGAAGAUGAUUGGCCUCAGCGCCAAUGAGCUUGGCUCGCACGACCAGUGGAUCUCUGAUAUCAACGAGGUGUGCAGCACGAACGUGCAGUUCCCCAUCAUCGCCGACGCCGACCGCAAAGUCGCCUGGCUCUACGACAUGAUCUCGCAAGACGACCUGGACAAAUUGGCCAAGGAGGGAGGGAUUGCCUUCACGAUUCGCUCCGUCUACGUGAUAGAUCCGGACAAGAAGAUUAGGCUGACAAUGCUGUAUCCCGCCAGCACGGGGAGGAAUACGGCCGAGGUGCUGAGGGUCAUUGAUAGCUUGCAGACGGGUGAUAAGGAGGGAGUCGUCACGCCAAUCGACUGGACAGCGGGCCAGGACGUCAUCGUGCCGCCGUCUGUGUCGACAGAGGAUGCGAGGAAGAAGUUCGGCGAGGUGAAGGAGGUCAAGCCGUAUCUGCGCUUCACGAACGUCGGCAAGUAGGCGUAGUCGACGCAUGUAGGAUAGGGCGUAUCUAGACUGAGCCAAGACAGCUCAUGUUCCGGUGUCUCUCGCUAGGCUCGAGUAGCGU